This is a messenger RNA of Mesitornis unicolor (brown roatelo), 2273 nucleotides long. RefSeq names its product YY1 associated factor 2 (gene YAF2). Gene Ontology annotation, cellular component: nucleus. The transcript is spliced from 2 exons. The annotation marks the transcript as partial. Gene Ontology annotation, molecular function: DNA binding; transcription coregulator activity. NCBI's taxonomy places the organism in Eukaryota, Metazoa, Chordata, Aves, Mesitornithiformes, Mesitornithidae. The record is from RefSeq and is a predicted model, not a curated record. Gene Ontology annotation, biological process: positive regulation of DNA-templated transcription.
UGUAGAGAGUUUGAGACUUGUAAAGUCUAAGCAUUAUGUGUGUCUAUAUAUAUGUGCACACAGGAAACCUCGACCUGUCUCUCAGCUGGUUGCACAACAGGUUCCUCAGCAAUUCGUGCCCCCUACACAAUCAAAGAAAGAGAAAAAAGACAAAGUAGAAAAGGAAAAAAGUGAAAAGGAAACAACAAGCAAAAAGAACAGUCAUAAGAAAACCAGGCCAAGAUUGAAAAAUGUGGAUCGAAGUAGCGCUCAGCAUUUGGAAGUUACUGUUGGAGAUCUAACAGUCAUAAUUACAGACUUUAAGGAGAAAACUAAGUCACCACCUGCUUCCAGUGCUGCUUCUGCAGACCAGCACAGUCAGAGUGGCUCCAGCUCUGACAACACAGAGAGGGGAAUGUCCAGGUCGUCUUCACCCAGAGGAGAGGCAUCAUCGCUGAAUGGGGAAUCUCAUUAAAGUUUAUUUCCUCCAGUUUCUUUAGUCUCUUCUCUUCAAAACAUGCAAAUACAUAACUUCUGUCACCUGUUACCACAUUUUCAUGACAGAUUAUCCGUGCAUAAUUGGUAUGUUGACUGAAACAUAAUUUAUGCAGUUUUAAAAAAAAAAGAAAAAGAAAAAAUGCAGUGGUAGGAACAAUAAUUUAAAUCCAAUCUACAAGUGCUUACAAGGCAUUUUCAGACCAACUUUUUAAUCUUCAUGUGUAAAGUUGCCAUGAAAAUGUGGUUUGAAUGUUCAUUAUGCAGUGUUAUCGGUAAGUCCAUUUUCACUUUUAGUUUAGUGAAUUCUAACACAACUCUUGAAGUCUCUACUAUUGGCAUGUACUGAAUUUAAAUUUUUAUAACAUAGUUCAAGCUGCCUAAAUAUGUAUUAUUUGAGAAUUGUGAAACAUAGUUAUAUGUAUGCAAGUCAGAGAUCAACUUAAUCAACUAUUGCUGCAACAGAAUUUUCAUAAUUAUCUUCUUAAAAACACCUGCUGGUACUUGGUGUGGUUAAAUAGGAAAAAUGUUAUUAAAUGAAACAUUUGUAUAAAUUUUUGCCAAUGUUUGACACAUUUUACUAGAUUACUGUUACGGAAUUAUGUUGAUGGUUUUACCAAUAUUUUUUCACACUUAAAACACUUAUUGUAAUGUUUACAAGCAAAAUAGAAAACACAUUCUAAGCAUUGAUUGGUUAACCUUACAGUUCAGGUAAAGUACUACAUUGUCACUGUACACUGGUAUUCUAUGUUGUAUAACAAAUAUGGAACCUCAGAUGACUAUGCAUUUGGCAAAAACUAACAUUUGGAAAUACAAAAAUUUGGAAAAGCUUUAAAAAUUACAGUAAUGCAGUUCUCAUUUCUGCUUAGUGCUGUUUCCUUGCCCCAAAUUUAUCUAGUGUCAUAUAGUCACUUAUUUAAUUACAGGACUAUCAAGUGGUGCACAAGAAUAAGUAAAUAACAAUACUAUUAAUUUUUUGUUCCUGACUCAAUUUCUUUACUUUUGAUUUGGCCUAUUAGAAUAUAUUAUAUCAUAAAUCAUAUGAAAAAAAACUCAGUACCCUACUUUAUGGCAUAAACUGUCAACAUUUAUGCACUUAGCAAUAUACUGAUACAGAGCAGAGCUAUCUACAAUCCCAUCUGGUAUUGUGUAAAAUUACCAAUAAAAUAUUUUUGUGAAUACAGAUUUUGCAUUUUUGUUUACAACCAAUAAGUGUUUUGAUACACAUAUACAAUCCAUGUAUAGAUUUUAAGUUAUAGGUUCAGGUUCAGUACAAAAGUCCAUUUAGCUCCUUUUAGUGAGGUAGUCCACUUACACUCCUAUGAUUCUUUUAUUUUUCAUUCAAAAUAAAAAUAUUUUUAAGCCCAUGUAAAAGUUGGAUGGACAUUCUUAGUAGUGAAUCCAGCCCCAAAUUAUUACCAACGUAUGAUAUGUCUUAACAGCUGAAACAUGGAUUUUUGUAGCCCCUGACAAUUGUGAUGUUUGGUGGUUUCUUGUAGUAAUGUAUUUUUCUGUUUUUAAUGCAGUACUUCUACAGGCACAAUGGUACUGUUCUAUUUUGUAAGAUGCUAGUUGUGAAAUACAGUUAGUUGCAUAAAAUGAAAGUCUGAUGUGAUAUCUGAGAACAUACAUACCUCAUUCCUUGGUGUUGCUGUUUAAACUUUUUAGACAUCAAAUGUUAAUUAUAGGCUAUUUCAGAUGGAUAACUACUGACCUGUUUAUUAUGUAUUCUGCUUUAUCUUACUAAAUAGGAUGUCUGUUCAUUGCCGUUACCUGGCCAAAUCUUAGUAUCUGUAAAA